AUGGAUGAACAACAAGAACAAUCAAUCACUUUAUUAUUCCUUAAUACCCAUCGUUUAUCAAUCCCAUUAACAUUAACAAAUAAUGUAUCAAUCUUGAAGAAAUAUUUAAUAGAAAACUGGUCAGCAGAUUUCAUAACUCCUUUAGAUUCUGAUGAUUCCAACAUGGGGUUCAAACCAACUUCAAUAGAUCAAAUAAGGAUGAUCCAUUUAGGUAAGCCUUUAACUGACGAUAUGUUGAUUAGUGAUUUAAAUUUAAAUUUAAGUGAUAUUAUCCAUGUUAGCUUCAAACCUGCUGUGAAAAAUGAGCAGCAACAACAACAUAAAGGGUUAUCUCUGAAAAGAGGGAAGAGUACUACAAGCAAUGAGAAUAAGAAUACAAAUGAUGGCAGUGCAUCUAAUAGUAAUGUCCAAGAGAAGAAUGGUGGGGGAUGUUGUGUUAUUGUUUGA
Hansenula anomala is the source of this 447-nucleotide messenger RNA. RefSeq lists its product as uncharacterized. Gene Ontology annotation, molecular function: protein binding. The record is from RefSeq and is a predicted model, not a curated record. NCBI's taxonomy places the organism in Eukaryota, Fungi, Ascomycota, Saccharomycetes, Phaffomycetales, Wickerhamomycetaceae. The transcript has a single exon. Bases 1 to 447 code for a protein of 148 amino acids.